Molecule: messenger RNA, 2129 nt
Organism: Betta splendens (Siamese fighting fish)
Lineage: Eukaryota; Metazoa; Chordata; Actinopteri; Anabantiformes; Osphronemidae
Gene: cep57
Product: centrosomal protein 57
Exons: 11
Coding region: 226-1728 (500 amino acids)
Cellular component (GO): centrosome
Molecular function (GO): identical protein binding; gamma-tubulin binding; microtubule binding
Source: RefSeq, a predicted model, not a curated record
AUAUAAAACACACCCAUCAGAAAUGUUAGGUUGUGGGACUUCAGUGAUGUUUUCUUUCACAUCUCGUAUUAGCGCCGAGAAACAGCGCUUAGCCAGCCCGCUGUAGAUCGUAAUUUAAAAUGUUUUGGUUAUUAUAGCUUCGGAAUAUAUUAAAAUCAACAUAUUUUGCAUAACAUUCUCUGCGGUUAAGCACAAGGGAGGCGGAUUGGUUUGGGCUGUGUUUCUAUGGAGAGUCUGUCAAAAACAUCGGCUGCUGCUGCUACGCGGGAAAAGGAGCUGAGCGUACCACCCCCACCCACGGUCAGCGGAGCCGUAUCUGACAGCCUGUCCCUGGCUUCCUAUAAAGACUAUCCUGUUCACCGUCCGUUUAUCAACACGGCGCAAACGCGCAGGCAUCACUCAGGUCGCCUGUCAGCGCCCGUCAAGGCCUUUCCUGAGACUAGCAGUGCAGUGAUCUUGUCUGGUUUGAGGAGUCUGCAGGAGAAGAUCAGGAGGUUGGAGCUGGAGAAAGAUCAUGCAGAGCUCAGUCUGCGUUCUCUGGGGAGAGAUGUAUCAUACACUCCUCGCCAGAGUGACAACAUUACACACAGACUCUUAAAUAACCAGACAGACACACACAAAGAAUCGAGGGACCCUUCCAACUGUAACCAAGUGCUGAUCACCCACCUGGCUGCUGCAGAGUCUCGCUGUGUGAAGCUGGAGCGCCAGCUGGAUCACAUGAGGAGGAUGCUGCACAACGCCAAGGCAGACAGGACCAGCCUCCUCAAACAGCAGUGUCAGGUUUCCAGGGAAACUGCCAAGUCAGCCCAUCAGCAGCAGGGCACAGUGUCUGAGCACGCCCAACUGGAAAAGCUAGAGCGGCUGGAGCAGGAAUAUCUCAGGCUGACGCGCACACAGAACAACACUGAGAUAAAAAUUAAUGAGCUGGAGCUGAAACUGCAGGAGGAGAAGCUUCAGAGGAGGCUGAUCCAGGAUCAGGCCCAACGGCUGCAGAGUGGCUUAGAGGCCAAUCGGAUCCUGCUGCAGUCCGUGUCACCGCGUCGCUCCUCCGCAGAGAACAAAGAGAAAACGUCCAACGCAAAGAAAUCUUUUAAGCAGCGGUCGUCCCACACAAAGCCACACUACAGACUGAGCUUCAGAGAUGUACCCUUUGUUGCUGGAAUGUCAGCGGGCUGCAGCCACUCGGUCAGAGCGAAUGUGCAGUCCGUCUUGUCUCUCCUGAAGCAGCACCAGCCUCACCUCUGCAACAGCCGUGUCCUGUGCAACAACGCAAAGGCCCACGACUCAGGAGGAAGCAGCGGGCAUUCAGACAGCGAGUCCUCGUCCUCCACCAGCUGUGGGGAGGAACUGUCGGAGCUGCUGCUAGCGCUACAGGACGAGCUGCGACUCAUGACCAUGGAACAGGAUGAAUUGAUGAGGCAGGUGGAGGACAGUGUAUCUGAUGAGGAAAGAAGAGAACUUCAGAGGGAGCAGGAGAGGCUGCUGUUGAAAAUGGAAAGAAAAGGCGAGCAGAUCAGUAAGCUGCUCAAACACAAAACCCAGAUGAAGAAGUUAAAAAAGGAAGCGAUUUCUAGACGGAGCAGUAAAAAUGAGGUGAAGGUGACAAACGGCAUGUCCACCAGAGGGCGCUCUGCAGCAGCGGUCCGACUCAGUCCAGGAGAGCGGAGCAGGAGGAAUCUGAGGCUGCUGAGGGACAUGAAAGCUCUGCAGACAUCUUUAGGGACGUGAAUCCCAGCAGCACAUUAGCUUAACCUUGGUGCUCUCCUACAUUCCUGAGGUCAGUGUGUCAGCAUUAACACAGCUAUAGACUGACAGCACUACAAGCACGUCAACUUGUAUAAAAAUCUUCUUGAAAAUCUUUUUUUUUUUUAAAGACUGUACGUUGGGAUGAGAAGAAAACCUUCAGGCAUAUUUCUAUAUAUUUCAAAGAUCACCUAAGUUGCUUCUGUCAGAAACAGUUCAACUCUUUUGGUACUAAUAUUCAUGAGUUGCUUCAUUGUUUCUCAGAUCAUGGAUACUGUAGAUAAAUUGAUAAAGUGGAUGACAAAUCAGCCAUCGGUAUUUUUAAACAUUAUUUUUCUGUGUGAAAGCAUUUGGCUGAGAAAUAAAAAUGUGCACAGACCAACGGG